Molecule: messenger RNA, 2496 nt
Organism: Patiria miniata (bat star)
Lineage: Eukaryota; Metazoa; Echinodermata; Asteroidea; Valvatida; Asterinidae
Exons: 4
Coding region: 222-875 (217 amino acids)
Source: RefSeq, a predicted model, not a curated record
CUAGCAACUGAUUGAUUGCUGCUCUGCGUGUACGGAAGUGAACAGCGCAACAGGUGUAUUUAUGUGCAACAAGUGUGAGUGUGUUUUACCGUGAAUUUGGGUGGUUUAAAACCUUCCCUACUACUAGCCAAGAGUGUUACGAAACGAAGACUCUGACACCAUCAUAUAAUCCUUCAAAUAUUUACAAAUAAGCCCUGAAAUUUAAACCAAACUAACUGAAAAUGUCUGACGGUGCCGGUGAAGAGCAAAACACCAACAGCACACCGCCACCCAGUAGCCCACCGCCACCGGCUACGGACAAACCGGCCGAGGAGAAGCCCGACCAAACAACAGGCAGCAAGCCAGGCAGUGCCAAGAAGUCACCGCGGGGUAAACCGGCCAAAUCCCCCCGCGGUCCCCCGGAGCCAACCCCGGAACAACUGGCCGAGAAGGAGAAGAGUUUCCUGCUGGAUUGCAUUGCCGUGGACUCGAUUGCCAAGGACUAUUCACACUGCCAGCCCAAACUCGGUCCGGCCAUUCCGGCUUAUAAUUCGCAAAAAGACAAGCAUGUUAAACUGUAUUUUACUCGGGAGCAGGUAGAUGAAACACUACGGAAAACACAGCAGGACAAAGGUGGCUGUUCUAUCGAUGGGCCUGUGAUUGACAGAUUUAUUGAGUCCGGGUCUGGCUACAGAUAUCUACAUGCGCGGAAUGCAGCACCGGGCUCAGCGAAAGCUGGUCACUCCACGGAUCAAAUCAACGGGCACGGCCAGUUCAUGUCAGAGGCUAAGCCUAAUUUUGGAUUCAACGGGCAGUAUGGGUACCGACGCAACACCCCCUGGUUACGGAAGAUGCCUUCGCCAUUCGGUGUCGACCCCAGAUCUCCCACACAUUGAGGUUAUGGUUUGUGAAGAUGUGAAAGACUUUCACAUGAUGGGGGGAUGUUAAUUUCUUGUGAGUUUUAAAACAAAAGCCUUACCGACAGUUAGCAAUACACAUGAAUUUCAGUGAAAGAUUCAUGCAAGUUUUGAUGAACACCUGUGUACAAUAAAUGAUAGGUUUGUUUUUCCACCUUCUCUUCUGUAAAGACACAUAUGGUUCUGAAAAGAGCAGAGGUUCUGAAAAUAGCCAAGGCUUCCACAGUUCUUUUCAGAAGAGAUAUUUGAACACCAUUAUAUGCUUCGACGUCCAUUUCUACCAUAUUUCCUAUAAUUAUAGGUUUUUAGUAUUUUUGUAGAGUCGGUAUGGGAAUGUGUGAAUGCAUGCAGUCUGCAGAUAGAUUCACUUUUUUGUAGCCGUUUUAAUAAAAACAUUGCCAGAUUGUGUUUUUGGCUAAGGUUGAUUUUAAAUGUUUACUUUUUUAUAACUCUGUGCAUGACACCCAGUAAAUGAGCAAGAAUCGUGUAAAACAGCUGACAUGAACUAAGGUUCUGCUGAUGCAUUAUUUGUUGAGAAAUCACUGUGUGGUUGUAUAAUAACAACAGCGCCCUCAGGCGUCAUGCAAUGGCAAAGAAACAUCCGGGCGUGUGAUCAUUUUACGCCAGUACCUGCCCCCAUUCAAUGGAGAAACCAUUACGCACGCUAUUGCACAAAGCAACUGCUCGUGAUAGAUAUUCCGAACAAUAGCUAUCACGGUGCUUGUGCCAUUGAUGGGGGCCUUCGUGAUAGAAUUGAUAACGUGACCGAAUUGCUUUGUAGUGAAAGUAUAAUGCAAAUCAUAGUUGUGAUAUAUGUAAUGUUCCCAGGCGUGAACAAAGCAGCCUACUUUAUUUUGAAUAAACCCCCCACAAUGUCCCUUACCGCGGCCGAUGGCAACUUUUGGAAUUCUCCGGUGACAAUGAAAGUAUUUUGUGUCUACUGAUGCAUCAAAGAGAUACAUGAGACUUGUUCUCAAAGAGGGCGUUCUGUAAAAAAGGUCUUUUUUCAUUGAACAGUCCUUACACUGAGACAGCCUGACCGAUAGCCGCUGACCAAUCGUGGGGAAUAAAAAAAGAAAGAAAUUAAUUGCAUGGUCAUAUUUUUAUGUAUAAAAAUAUGAAAUAAUAGAUAAACAUAUUUGAGUGAGUGAAGACUCCUCAACUAGUUUUAAAAAAAUGUACAUCAAUUAAUUAUCAAAUAUGUUGUUGCAAAUGAAACACACUUUAUAUAUUUUAAGAUCAUUGUCAUAAUUGGAGUGUUUUUCCAUUUUCUAUUCUAUGAUCGAGUACACAACCCCUAUGUUUAUUUGAACAAUUUUUUUUAACUACAUGUGUAGCUCUGAAAAAGAUGUCACCUCAAACAUUCUUCAAUAUUUUUUUACGGAGCACGGACUUACGAGUGGUAAAUAAAGAUUCCUAAUUUUUUUGAAAUUUGUUCACUGUCUGUAGUGUAAAUAUUAAAUCCAUUCCUGUACAUUUCAUUUGAUUGAAUUAUGUAAUUAUUAAGUGAUAUGCAAUGUUAUGAAUAGUGAAGCAUGUUAAAAAUAAUUGUGCCUUUUUGACAUUAAACCCUCCUUGAAGGAUUAUAAAAGAAAAAAAA